AGGGCCAACAUGCAUAGUUUGGUGGUGCAGGCACUUGCCAUGAGGCAGCUCGGAAGGUUGAACCCCCGUCACUUGCUCGCUGCUGGAUAUGGACUGAGACAGGCUGAAUGGUGUCCCAGGACCAUCCACACACGCCAGCUGUGGGGCUGCUCGGCUUUCCCCGCACUUGGCCGUCACAGCAGGCCCGCUCUCUGUGGCAGAGACACUGUCAGGGGUUGGUCCGUCCAUCCUCUGAGGUUUGGAAGCAACAAGAAGAAAAGUGCUGCUAGGUCAGUAAAGGAGGACGAGCAGGAAGAUGAAGAGGAAGACCAGGAUAAGAAAGACCAGGAGGACAGUGAUUAUGAAGAUGAGGUGGAUGAGAAAAUACCAGAGGGCUAUGAUGAAGUGAAGAAAUAUUUGCCGAACUUUAGCUUUGAGGCCGUCAUGAGACAUGGCAUGGGCAUAUCACGCCAAAAGAUUGUGAACUCCGUAGGUAACAACUUAAGGUUGAAUGGAAAACAAGCCAUGAAGAAAAGUUCUGUGAUACUUGGAGACACCUUGGACCUGGUAGUGUCGGAGAACACAAUAUCAAACACUGUUACUCUUAUUAGAAUCGUUAUCGUGGGGAUUAUGGGGGAUUCCAUUAUCCAACAAAAGUACAAUGUGACUCUACGGCGCUGGAAAUGUUUAGAGCUUCCCAAAGAUGAGGUCUUUAAGCAAUAUAAGUUAAGGUAAUAAGUUCUCAGUGGUUGUAGACAUUAAGCUGCUGUUUCAGAGACGGUUGAGUGUUUACCUUUCCCACUAUACUGUGAGACUCCUCCAAUAAAGGUGCACUUUGACA
This is a messenger RNA of Cottoperca gobio, 820 nucleotides long. RefSeq lists its product as uncharacterized. Gene Ontology annotation, biological process: regulation of mitochondrial transcription. Gene Ontology annotation, cellular component: mitochondrion. NCBI's taxonomy places the organism in Eukaryota, Metazoa, Chordata, Actinopteri, Perciformes, Bovichtidae. The record is from RefSeq and is a predicted model, not a curated record. Gene Ontology annotation, molecular function: RNA binding.